Molecule: messenger RNA, 8183 nt
Organism: Hemibagrus wyckioides
Lineage: Eukaryota; Metazoa; Chordata; Actinopteri; Siluriformes; Bagridae
Gene: grik4
Product: glutamate receptor, ionotropic, kainate 4
Exons: 21
Coding region: 877-3780 (967 amino acids)
Biological process (GO): synaptic transmission, glutamatergic; modulation of chemical synaptic transmission; monoatomic ion transport
Cellular component (GO): kainate selective glutamate receptor complex; presynaptic membrane; plasma membrane
Molecular function (GO): transmitter-gated monoatomic ion channel activity involved in regulation of postsynaptic membrane potential; kainate selective glutamate receptor activity
Source: RefSeq, a predicted model, not a curated record
ACGCGGGCGCGCGCGAGCAUACGCGGAGCCCCCGGUUGCCUAUUGCGAGCGCAUUUACGCAGCCCUCGCAGCUUCACGUCACGCCGACUGGAGCUUCUUCCAAAUGUUUCGUAGGACUGCAAACACAUCCAAAUGUCGAAGAUGUGGAGGUGAUUCUGAGUGGGAGAGCUUUGGGUCUCACACAAACAAGCGUCAAGCAGUGAUGAGCUGCUCUUAAGAUGCUCUCUUGAAGCCGUGGCGGAGAGGAUCACAGCUCGCGUUCAAAGCCCAGCCUUCGAAGCCUGUCAGUUUUCAGGUAGUCGGGAGAGCAAAAAGAAAUGAUUCGGACUUUGUUGGAAACAGAAAGGACAAGUGGCGUAUUUCUAACCGGGAUGGGGAUUUUCUCUCACAGCGCGCGUUUGCCUCACAUCGCCGGCAUUUUAUGGAUAUAGCCUACGAAGAAGGAAUUUUUUCCCAAUUUUUUUUUCUUUUCUUUCUUUUUUUUCUUAAACUGAAGUGCCCUUCCCGAGUAGUUCACGACUGGCCGUUACGUUGCUUCAUUCAUUCAUUCAUUAAUUCAUUCAUUCAUCCGUUCAUACAUUCAUCCAGCGCCUGCUCUCUUUGGGCACGAAGAAACGCGGUGUAGCACUUAAAGAGUGUUGCAGCUCAACAUCAUCACCGAAAAGAAAUCUUUCUCCAGGAUAAACAGCAUCUUUCCCAGGGAAGAUACACAACCAGAGAAGAAGGCAUUGGCACAGGCUUUUUCCAUGAUAUGAGAUGCUACAUUGAAGCUACUACUAGUCAAUCAAGAUUGAGUAAAGUUUCCUGGCUUCGGAGAUAAAAGGUGGCUGUGAGAAGGGGCAUCCCCGGGCCAGGACCCAUGAGGAGGCAUAGAAGAUGCUCGCACCCUGGGCGCCUUUGCUCUUCUUAGCAAUGUGGGUGAGAAGUGCCACCAGUGGGCCGCUCUCUUUCAGAUUAGCUGCAAUCCUCGAUGAUCCAAUGGAGUGCAGCCGGGGGGAGCGCUUGGCCAUCACGCUGGCAAAAGACAGCAUCAACCGUUCCAGCAACCGCUCUACCACAGGCAAGCUGGAGGUGGACAUCUUCGAGUUGCUCCGAGACAGUGAAUAUGAGACUGGAGAGACCAUGUGCCAGAUCAUGUCGAAGGGGGUGGUGGCAGUCUUGGGCCCCUCCGCCAGCCCGGCUUCCAACUCCAUCAUCAGCAAUAUCUGUGGAGAGAAAGAGGUGCCAUACGUGAAGGUGGCCCCGGAGGACAUACUGAAGGUGCAGUUCCCUCGUUUCACCACGCUAGACCUCAGACCCACCAACACUGACAUCAGCCUGGCUGUAGCUGGCCUCCUCACCUUCUUCAACAGCACCACAUCCUGCCUCAUCUGUGCUCAGGCCAACUGCCUAUUAAACCUGGAAGUGUUACUGCGACAAUUUCUCAUUUCCAAGGAAACACUCUCUGUUCGCAUGCUGGAUGACAGCCAAGACCCUACUCCCCUCCUCAAAGAGAUUCGAGAUGACAAGACUGCCACCAUCAUCGUCGACGCCAACGCCACCAUGUCCCACAGCAUCCUGGAAAGGGCAUCAGAGUUAGGGAUGCUUUCUAUCUACUACACCUACAUCUUCACCUCGCUGGAAUUUUCUCUGCUGCGACUGGAUGACGUAGCUGAUCAACGAGUGAACAUCAUUGGGUUCUCCGUCUUCAACAGAACGCACCCCUUCUUUCAAGAUUUCCUUCUCAGCCUCAACCGCUCCUGGCAGGAGAACUGUGAUCACGCUCCUUUUGCUGGCACGCCGCUCUCAUCAGCUCUGCUGUUUGAUGCCGUACACACAGUAGUCGCAGCCGUGCAGGAGCUGAACCGCAGCCAGAACGUGGGGGCAACUCAGCUCUCUUGCAAGUCCUCAAAGAUCUGGGAACAUGGCACCAGCCUGAUGAACUACUUGAGGAUGGUAGAAUUGGAAGGUCUAACAGGCCACAUCGAGUUCAACAGCAGGGGUCAGCGUUCUAACUAUGCCCUGCGCAUCAUGCAGAACAGCAGGGACGGCCUAAGGCAGAUCGGUCAGUGGCAUUCGGAGCAGGGGCUGUCUAUGGAGAAAAAGCUUCCCUCACUUAAUGUCACAGACACACUCUUCAACACCACACUGAUCAUCACAACUAUCCUGGAAAAUCCGUACGUGAUGCUGAGAGCCAACUACCAGGAGCUGGAGGGGAACGAGCGCUACGAGGGCUUUUGUGUGGAUAUGCUGAAGGAGCUGGCCGACAUCCUGAAGUUCAACUACCGCAUUAAGCUGGUGAGCGACGGCGUGUACGGUGUCCCGGGUGCCAACGGAACCUGGACGGGAAUGGUGGGAGAGCUCAUCGCCAGGAAAGCUGAUCUCGCCGUGGCCGGCCUGACCAUCACAGCUGAAAGAGAGAAGGUCAUUGAUUUCUCCAAGCCCUUCAUGACACUGGGGAUUAGUAUCAUGUACCGAGUGCACUUGGGAAGAAGACCGGGGUAUUUUUCCUUCCUGGAUCCCUUCUCUCCAGGGGUCUGGCUCUUCAUGCUGCUGGCAUAUCUAGCAGUUAGCUGUGUGCUCUUUCUGGUAGCCAGGUUGACCCCGUACGAAUGGUACAAUCCACACCCCUGCCUGAAGGGACGCUGUAGUCUCCUCAUUAAUCAGUACUCUCUGGGGAACAGUUUCUGGUUCCCAGUAGGGGGGUUCAUGCAGCAAGGUUCCACCAUUGCUCCACGAGCUCUCUCUACACGUUGUGUUAGCGGAGUAUGGUGGGCCUUCACCCUUAUCAUCAUCUCUUCCUACACGGCCAACCUGGCUGCCUUCCUCACUGUCCAGAGGAUGGACGUUCCCAUCGAGUCCGUGGACGACCUGGCAGAUCAGACAGCUAUCGAGUACGGCACCAUGCACGGUGGCUCCACCAUGACCUUCUUCCAGAACUCGCGUUACCAGACGUACCAACGCAUGUGGAACUUCAUGCACUCCAAGCAGCCCAGUGUGUUUGUGAAGAGCACAGAGGAGGGCAUCGCCCGGGUACUGAACUCCAAUUAUGCGUACCUACUAGAGAGCACCAUGAACGAGUACUAUCGCCAACGCAACUGCAACCUCACGCAGAUCGGAGGCCUGCUGGACACCAAGGGCUAUGGCAUUGGAAUGCCUCUGGGCUCUGUGUACCGGGACGAGUUUGACUUGGCCAUCCUCAGACUGCAGGAAGAGAACCGGUUGGAGAUCCUGAAAAGAAAAUGGUGGGACGGUGGGAAAUGCCCAAAAGAGGAGGACCAUCGAGCCAAAGGACUUGGCAUGGAGAAUAUCGGCGGGAUCUUUGUAGUCCUGGUGUGUGGCCUCUUAAUUGCUAUCUUCAUGGCAGUCUUGGAGUUUGUAUGGAUGCUGCGUCACACUCCAGGAACAGAGUUGUCAGUGUGUGAGGAGAUGCUGCGGGAGCUGCAAGGCAUCGUACUGUGUCAGGACAGCCUCCAACUGCGACGGAGACGUAGCGGUGGCCCCAGCUCUCUGCGCCCGCAUCCUCUACCGGCGGAGGACAGACGUGCCCGGCCCACAGGGACCGGCCUCAGCAACGGCAGGUUGUGCGCAGGGACCGGACUGUCAGAGCCGCUCUCCCACAAACUGGCGCAGGAGGCGGCCAUCGUCGCACGCAGUUGCAGCCACAUCCGCAUCUGCCCCGAGUGCAGACGCUUCCAGGGGCUGCGCGUGCAUCCACCAGGGACCCCACGGGCAUCGCCCACUCACAGUGAUGAUAGCUUCGAGUGGGACAAGACCACCAACAGCAGUGAACCUGAAUAACACACUCUGCUGGCUUUACACAAAACUGAACAAGGAUCGAGGAACAGAUAAACUCGUAAAUAUCAGACCUACGAUCUGCAGAAGUGUUUAUAUUUCCGAAAGCUGGAAUCUCUGUAUACACUGCCCUCUCCAUCAUCUGCCCUGAAUAGCAUUUUGCAGCAAACAAAAGGGGGCUUUGUACUAUGCAGUAUUUUUUUUUUUUUUGUCUUACCGUGCUGUUGAUUUUACUUUAAAUUAUUAUUCUUUUUUCUCUGGGUUGUGAGAUUACAGUUGUACUAUCACUAGAUUGCGAUUGCUAUUUUCUCCUUCACACAAUGACCCUGACUACAGCUUUUAUUUUCUUCAACCAGCAGAGAGGCAUUCCUUACUGACGCUGACCACAGGGAACGAAGACUCACCAAGACUUUUUCACAUCGUCACAUUCUCAAAGCAUUUUUUUUAAAGUGCCAAAUAAACCUAGUAUUGAUUUUUUUUUUUUUUCUUUUCUUUUGUCCCAGAUCAUGGCCUUGAGGAUACGACUGCGACGAGAACUGAACACAACACCAUGAUGAUAUCUUUUUAACUAUAGUGAUAUUCUAUUAAAAACAAAAAACACACACAAAAAAAAAGAAGAUUUUAAAGAUAGAUAGCUUUGAUAUGCACGCGUGAAGGCUUCGUUUGAGAGGAGAGAAAUGUUUCCUUUUUGUUUUCUGUUAUCUCGUGCGUCAGAUUUGGAAACCCUUCUCAGCAACGUUUGUAAAGGCUUUAGCGUGUUAUCGGAAGAGGUUUCGGUUGUGUCGAUCGUUUCUGGUUGUUCAAGCAUGAGACUGUAGAAUUAUAUGAUUCUGUUUGACAUAAGACUGGUUCUGGGAAUAUUUGCCUUACAAGUGUAGUUCUAAGGGUUUAGAAGAAGUAAAAAAAAAAAUCAUUCCCAUGUUCAUAUUUCUCUGGUCUAAAAUGGAGAGAGUGAGUUAGCGUUAUAUCAGCAGCUGAAAAUCUAAAUUCACACAAGCUGAAGUUCAACUACGAGUCUCGACAGAGUUGCAGCAGGUAACACACCUGACAUGAAAGGUGUCUCUGAGCUAGAGAGUGUACAGCGUACACGGUGUGAAUGGAAGUAUUUUUUAGUAGCACAAAACAGGAACGAGGUGUCAUGAGAAGAGAGCGAGAGAGAGCGAGAGAGAGAGAGAGAGAGAGAGAGCACUCUGAGAAUGCGGAAAGGUCUUGUGAGAGGUUUGUCAUGCUCCUCAUUCCUCCGAGUAAAUAUCUAAAAUAAAACACCAAGGCUUUUAAAUAAAACCAACAUCUCUUCACAUAUUUCUUCCACAUCCAUGAUCAUGAUCAUCAUCAUCAUCAUCAUUAUCAAUACACCCUAUGGUCAAAAGUAUGUGGACACCCGAUUCCUCCCCAACAUCCUUCUUCCCCAGACUGUUUCCCCAGAGUGUGUUGUAGCACUACAAUUUCCCUUCACAGGAACUAAGAGACUCAGACCUGUUCCAGCAUGGCAGUGUGCAAAGCACAGAGCUCCGUGAAGACAGGCCUCGCUGAGGUUGGAGUGUCCUGCACUGAUCCCUGACUCAACCCCACUAAACACCUUUGGGAUGAACUGGAACGCCGACUGAACCCCAGACCUCCUCACCUGACAUCCGUGCCUGAUCUCACUAAUGUGUUUGCUUCUGAAUGAUCACAAGUCACCACAGUCACACGAACAUCUCGUUAUUACAGAGGAGGAUAUUAAAAUAGAAUAGGAUGUUUAAUAAGCAGGUGUGUAUAUGUGUCCACAAACUUUUGGCUUUAUAGUAUAUGUUUAAAGCAAUGCCAAAAGAAACACUUAACAAUUAGUUAACAAAAGCCAGUCAAAUCUGGGUCACACUGAACCUAAUGCUAGUGUUUAUAAAUCUCUGACGUCUCUCGUGUCAGUGCAAAUCUAUUUAUUUACACAGACAGAUAUUAGCUGUCCUGAACUGAUUUUUCAUAACAUUUGAGUCAUGUGAUGUUUUUUGUGCUGUGUGUUAUAAAAUAUUUUUUCAAGGUUGACUCACACUGGGAUGCUAUAACUGGUACCUCUGUGCACUUCUGGUAUGUGAGAGUCAUCCAUCCAUCCAUCUGUCCAUCUAUCCAUCUGUCCAUCCAGCUAUCCAUUCAUUCGUCUAUUAAUCCAUCCAUCUAUCCAUCCAGCUAUCCAUCCAUCCAUCAAUCGAUCCAUCCAUUCAUCCCUCCAUUCCUCCAUUCAAAAUCAGUCCAUCCAUACAUACAUUCAUCCAUCUAUUCAUCCAUCCCUCUAUCCAUCCAUCCAUCCAUCCAUCAAUUUAGCCAUCCAUCCUUCCAUCAAUUCAGUCAUCCAUUCAUCAAUUAUUCCAUCCAUUCAUCCAUCCAUCCAUCCAUCUAUUUUCUGAACUGGUUAUCCUACAGAGAGUCACAGAGAGCCUGGAGUGUAUCCGAGGGGACGCAGGGCACAAGGUGGUGGACACCCUGGAUGGGGUGCCAACUCCUCACAGGGCACAAUCACACACCCAUACACACACUAUAGAUAGUUUUAGAGAUGCCACUCAGUUUAAAGUCCAGGUCUUUAGACUGAAGAGUAUCUGGAGGAAACCCCCAAAGCACGGGGAGAACACACAAACUCCACAGACAAUGUGGAUCACAAAUCAAACCCAAGAACCUGUGGCCAGGUGUGCAAACCAAUAAGACAUCAUCCGUCAUUUCAGAGUCAUAUACUGGAAAUAAUGUGAUCCAAACCAGCUCCAGUUGAGGGCCAGAGAAAGUAUACAUAACAUAGCAUUAACAUCACAUGUUGCCAUAAGUGAUGAAAAAAUCCUAAAAAGCUACAUUUAAGAAACUGUUCCUGGUUUAUCCUAAAUAUCCAUACACACAGAAAUGAGAAGCAGACUUAGCAAACUUUACCCACAUAGCCACUGGAUUAUCUAUAAUAAUCUGCUAACAGUGAUCAGGUGGGACAUUAUCCCUCUAACUAAAGACUCUGAUGCAGCAGCACUUUAAUUCAAUUCAAUUCAAUUCAAUUUUAUUUGUAUAGCGCUUUUAACAAAGAGCAUUGUCUCAAAGCAGCUUUACAUGAGAAACGACAUAAGAAAACAACAAACAUAUAAACAGACAGACAGUCCUAGAUGUUAUCCCAAGUGAGCAAGCCUGAGGUGACUGAGGCGACUGUGGCAAGGAAAAACUCACUUAGAAGGUAUGAGGAAGAAACCUUGAGAGGAACCAGAUUCAAAAGGGAACCCAUCCUCAUUUGGGUGACAACUGUGUGAUGCAGAUACAGCAUGUGUAUAGUGUUAUGUAAAUCAAUAAGGAGGUUGUUGUCUACAGCGCUGCUUUGAAUACCCCAAUCCUCACAAAGCAGAACCCGGCUGGAGCUGGUCCAUCUCCGGAUGCCACUGGAGCCGGCACAGUCUCUGUAUGCCUCGGGAUGGGUAGAAGAAGGGAAAACAAUGGAACAGCAUUAGCGUAGCUGCUGUUCAUAAUAUUAGCAGUACUACAUGAUAAUGUGCAUUUAAUCAGAUAUACUGGAGCACAAGGUUAUGGGAUGUGUUAAAUGUAUACCAGGCUAAAGAGAUAAGUCUUUAGUCUACAUUUAAACUGGGAGAAUGUGUCUGAGCCCCGAACACUGUCAGGAAGACUAUUCCAAAUUUUAGGAGCUAAAUAUGAAAAUGCUCUACCCCCUUUUGUGGACUUUAAUAUUCUGGGAACUACUAGAAGUCCGGAAUUUUGUGAUCUUAAAGAGCGUGGGGGAUUGUAACGUGUUAGAAGACUGGCUAGAUACAUGGGAGCUAAACCAUUUAGAGCCUUGAACGUAAGUAGUGCUAUUUUAUAGUCUUAACAGGUAACCAGUGCAGGGAUGAUAAUAUUGGGGUUAUAUGAUCAUAUUUUCUUGACCUGGUAAGAACUCUGGCAGCUGCAUUCUGGACUACCUGUAGCUUGUUUAGUGAAGAUGCAGGACAGAUUUUAGUCCUUGAGUCUGUCCAACUCUCACCUCCUUCAAACAGAUCAGACUCUUCAUCCUUCAUGCUAACACCAUCAUCAACCACUUAGUGUCUCUAUUAAUUCUCCAUUUCGGUUCUCAUUAACAUCAGUGAACCUUGCUGGAACAGAAACUCUUCUGGUUUUUGGAGGGAACAGAGUAACACCAGUGUUAGCCGUUAUGUUUGAUGUUUUUUUCUCCCUCCAGUUAGUCAUCACUGUAACGAUGCUAGCCGUAUCUCCGGGUGACAUCGCUGUGCCCCCGAGACUGCUAAUGUGUCAUGGAAUUAAUGACAGGAGAGCGUCAACUAGCACAUUAGCACCAGAAUCAUUAAGCACAACACAAAUAUCUCAAUCCAAACCGAAUUAUUGUGUUUCAGGGUGGAAUUUUCCUCUAAGGGUUAUAAAGAGAUUUGUGCUGGUCUGAGAUGUUGCUGUGGCUGAAUCGU